AUGUCGUCUCCACGUCCAAAGUCUCCGCGACCUCUUGUUUCAUCGAAAAAGGAUGAGAAAGAAGAAAGCUUUUGGGAUAAAAUCGGGACGUUAGGUCGAAAAAAACGUAUCAAAGAAGUGCAAGAGGUACAAGAAGAGGGGAAGUAUGCAAUUGAUUCACCAGGAUUUGCAGCCAGUCCAGAGAUGCCACCAGAGGAGUAUGCAUUGGAUGAAAAUGAGGAGCGUUCAAUGAUAGAACCUAGGUCUUUGGAAGAUUCCAAACUGAAAGAAUUAAUAUUCGUUCUGAUCGAAUGGAUCAAUGAUGAAUUAGCCAACCAGCGGAUUAUUGUGAAAGAUAUUGCAGAAGACUUAUAUGAUGGACAGGUACUACAGAAAUUGUUGGAAAAAUUGACAGGAGAGAAAUUAGAUGUACCAGAAGUAACGCAAUCAGAGGAAGGUCAGAAACAAAAAUUGGCAGUUGUGCUGUCAACCGCUAAUCGAGUAUUGGGUCGUUAUCCUCCUUACAAGUGGAAUGUCGAAUCUGUCCAUUCGAAGAACAUUGUUGCGAUUUUACAUUUAUUGGUCGGUUUGGCGAGGCAAUUUCGAGCGCCCGUUAGAUUGCCUGAAAGGGUAGCCGCUCAGGUAGUCGUCGUGCGUAAAAAAGACGGCCAAUUAAUACACAGAACGGUCAGAGAGGAAAUUACAUCGACGUACGACGAUUUGGGAAUGCGUUGCGAAAGAGAUGCUUUCGACAGUCUUUUCGAUGACGCGGUUGAUAAAUUAGCCGUAGUUAAGAAAUCGUUGAUUUCUUUCGUCAAUAAGCAUUUGAGUAAAGUUCAUUUGGAGGUAACAGACUUGGAUACGCAGUUUCACGAUGGAGUCUUCUUAACGUUGCUGCUUGGACUUCUCGAAGGCUUUUUUGUUCCUUUAGGUAGUUUUCAUUUGACCCCCAAAACACACGACCAGAAGGUGCAUAACGUUUCGUUUGCGUUUGAUAUUAUGCAAGAUAUUGGUCUACCAAAGCCCAAAGCUCGCCCAGAAGGUUAGCACUUGUUUGUAACUCUGAUAAUUAUGAGAUAUCCAAGCCAAUGAUAGAUGUAACUGCAUAUUUUUUGUUUACAGAUAUUGUAAAUUUAGAUCUAAAGUCAACUCUACGAGUAUUGUACAAUUUAUUCACGAAAUACAAAGGCAUGAAUUAA
This is a messenger RNA of Heterotrigona itama, 1178 nucleotides long. The record is from the annotation of a GenBank genome assembly. Lineage: Eukaryota; Metazoa; Arthropoda; Insecta; Hymenoptera; Apidae.